Messenger RNA from Peromyscus leucopus (white-footed mouse), 2885 nucleotides. RefSeq names its product broad substrate specificity ATP-binding cassette transporter ABCG2. The transcript has 17 exons. Lineage: Eukaryota; Metazoa; Chordata; Mammalia; Rodentia; Cricetidae. Gene Ontology annotation, molecular function: ATP hydrolysis activity; ATP binding; ABC-type transporter activity. Gene Ontology annotation, cellular component: plasma membrane. The coding region runs from base 858 to 2828 and encodes 656 amino acids. The record is from RefSeq and is a predicted model, not a curated record.
CACACUCCAUGCACAGCUUGCCUUUCCUCUUUAAAUCUCUGGUGGGCCUUGCCGUGAAACCUAACUCUGGUCUUGCUUUGGUUUCGUCUGCUUCCUUUUCAACUGUAUCAUCUUCCUGCUUGCACUUUUUUUUUUCCCCUAAAAAGGCAGAGUUUGUGAAAGGCGAACCCCCUAUCCUUGGAGCUAAAAGACAGGAAGUUUGCGCGGGCGGGGGGAGGGGAGAAAGCAUUGCCGGAAUAGGAUUUUACUCUUCGGUUCUAAAGUACAGCUGCUCUUAGAGCUGGAGAUGCUGCUGCCCAGAGCACGAGAUAUAAAAAGAUCUCUCUGGCUGGAUUUCCUCCUUUUCCAGUCUUGCCAACAACUCCAGGAGACGCUUCUAAGCUGAUUACAGGGGUUAGAGAAGUCUUCAGUUUGAAUCCACGUUUCUUUCUUGAUUCAGGGUGACCAGCUAACAGAGAUUCAUUACUUUCGUCCUGAAAUUAAUUGAGGAAAUGUAUUAAUUUCCUUGAAACUAGAUCUUUGGAAAGUCUUGAUUUUGCCAGUCUCUUGGGUUAAAAUUAAUCAGCGUUGGAGAUUGAUAAGUUUUCUCCCAAACUUUUCCUCAACUCCCCUGCAAGCAAGAGUGGACUCUACUCUUGGGGUGCCUUUCGUCUGUGUCGUAGGCAUAGAUCUGAGCUCAAGUCUUUCUCCGGUGUGCAAAAUUACCGUCUCCCACUCCAAGCCCUGUACUGAGGUCUGGGCUACUUGCCCUUAACAUCGCUCAUCCUGUGUAACUGAGGCCUCUCCUUGCCAGCAGAGGCAGAGGAAAUAUCAGUCAUGGAUGGAAUGAAGGCAAUAGGAAGGCAGAAAUCGAAAAGAUGUCUUCCAGUAAUGACCACGUUUUAGUACCAAUGUCACAGACAAACACCAAUGGCCUUCCUGGAAUGAACUCAAGUGACGUGAAGACGCUUACAGGAGAUGUGUUAAGUUUUCAUAACAUCACCUAUCGAGUGAAAGUGAAGACUGGGUUUCUAGUCCGGAAGACGGUUGAGAAAGAAAUACUCUCGGGUAUCAAUGGAAUCAUGAAACCUGGCCUCAAUGCCAUUCUUGGACCCACAGGCGGAGGCAAGUCUUCGUUAUUAGAUGUCUUAGCAGCAAGGAAAGAUCCACGAGGAUUAUCUGGAGAUGUUCUGAUAAACGGCGCACCUCAACCUGCCAAUUUCAAAUGUACUUCAGGCUAUGUGGUUCAAGAUGACGUUGUGAUGGGCACCCUGACAGUGAGAGAAAACUUACAGUUCUCAGCAGCCCUUCGGCUUCCCACAACUAUGAAGAACCAUGAGAAGAAUGAGCGGAUUAACAUGGUCAUUAAAGAGUUAGGUCUGGAAAAAGUAGCAGAUUCCAAGGUGGGAACCCAGUUUACCCGUGGUGUCUCUGGAGGAGAAAGAAAGCGGACAAGCAUAGGAAUGGAGCUGAUCACUGACCCUUCCAUCCUCUUCCUGGACGAGCCCACAACUGGUCUGGACUCCAGCACAGCAAAUGCUGUCCUUCUGCUCCUGAAAAGAAUGUCUAAACAGGGUCGAACAAUCAUCUUCUCCAUUCAUCAGCCUCGGUAUUCCAUCUUUAAGUUGUUCGACAGCCUCACCUUAUUGGCCUCAGGGAAACUCAUGUUCCAUGGGCCUGCCCAGGAGGCUUUGGAGUACUUUGCAUCAGCAGGUUACCACUGUGAGCCCUACAAUAACCCUGCAGACUUCUUCCUGGAUGUCAUCAAUGGAGAUUCUUCUGCUGUAGUGUUAAAUAGAGACGAAGAAGGCCAGGAAGCAAACAAAACUGAAGAACCCUCCAAGAGAGAGAAGCCAAUAAUAGAAAACUUAGCUGAGUUUUAUGCCAACUCCUCCAUAUACAGAGAAUCAAAAGCUGAAUUAGAUCGACUUCCGAGGGCUCAGAAAAAGAAAGGAAUAUCAGCCUUCAAAGAGUCCGAGUAUGUUACCUCCUUCUGUCAUCAGCUCCGAUGGAUUGCCAAGCGCUCAUUCAAAAACUUGCUGGGGAAUCCUCAAGCUUCUAUAGCUCAGGUAAUUGUCACAAUCAUACUGUCACUCGUGAUUGGUGCCAUUUACUUUGGUCUGACAAAUGAUAGAGCUGGAAUCCAGAAUAGAGCUGGGGUACUCUUUUUCCUGACCACCAACCAGUGUUUCAGCAGUGUGUCAGCUGUUGAGCUCUUCGUAGUGGAGAAGAAACUCUUCAUACAUGAGUAUAUCAGUGGAUAUUACAGAGUGUCUUCCUACUUCUUUGGAAAGCUGGUAUCUGAUCUACUACCCGUGAGGUUUUUGCCAAGCGUUUUAUUCACUUGUAUAUUAUACUUCAUGUUAGGAUUGAAGAAAGAGGUGGGGGCUUUUUUCAUCAUGAUGUUCACCCUUAUAAUGGUCGCUUACACAGCCAGUUCCAUGGCACUGGCCAUAGCUGCAGGUCAAAGCGUGGUAUCCGUGGCAACACUUCUCAUGACAAUCUCUUUUGUAUUUAUGAUGAUUUUUUCUGGUCUUUUGGUGAAUCUCACAACCAUUGAGCCUUGGUUGUCCUGGCUUCAGUACUUCAGCAUUCCUCGAUAUGGCUACACAGCUUUGCAGUAUAAUGAAUUCUUGGGACAAGAGUUCUGUCCAGAACUCAAUGCAAAUGUCAGCGACACCUGCAAUAACAGCUUUGCAAUAUGUACUGGUGACGAAUACUUGAAAAGUCAGGGCAUCGAUCUGUCACCUUGGGGACUGUGGAAGAAUCAUGUGGCUCUGGCUUGUAUGAUUAUUAUCUUCCUCACAAUUGCCUACCUAAAGUUGUUAUUACUUAAAAAGUAUUCUUAAAUUCCCCUUUACCAUACUAUUAAAUGUAUUCCUAUUAAAUGUGGGCAUUUUGAUUGA